GUCCACUUAUCUUAAUUCUGUUAUUAUUCUGUGCUUGUUUUUAUUCAUUAUUUCUUCUCUGGUUACCUUUUCAUUGCUCCUUUUUACAGUUUCUAUAGCUAUGCAAGCUAUAAAAUGCGUGGUUGUGGGUGAUGGUGCAGUCGGUAAGACAUGUCUUUUAAUUUCAUACACAACAAAUGCUUUUCCUGGCGAAUAUAUACCAACUGUAUUCGAUAAUUACUCGGCCAAUGUUAUGGUUGAUGGACGUCCGAUCAAUCUAGGCUUAUGGGAUACCGCAGGACAAGAGGAUUACGACAGGUUGCGACCGCUAUCCUAUCCACAGACCGACGUCUUCCUCGUUUGCUUUUCGCUGGUGAAUCCAGCGAGUUUUGAAAACGUGCGCGCAAAAUGGUAUCCUGAAGUUUCGCAUCAUUGUCCUACGACCCCUAUCAUUUUAGUUGGAACGAAAGCAGAUUUGCGUGAUGACAGAGAAACUAUUGAAAGGCUACGUGAACGCAGACUUACUCCAAUCAGCCAAACUCAGGGACUUGUUAUGGCGAAGGAAAUCAAGGCUGUGAAAUAUUUAGAGUGUUCAGCUCUCACUCAACGGGGUUUAAAACAGGUGUUUGACGAAGCUAUUCGUGCUGUGUUGUGUCCCCCACAAAAGCCCAAAAAGAAUAAAUGCACGGUUUUAAAACUUCAGCCCUAUUUGUUAUGCAGUGUUACAGGUGUUGUUCCAUUACUAACAACAAAACAAGAAAUACAAACAGCUAUCGUCUUUCCGAGAAGAACGAAGAAUACACACAGCGGCCGCACCAGCACAUGUCCACUAUGUGCAUAUCAUGUUCGCUCAGGCUGGUCCCAAAAUAGCGAACAAACACUAGCGAAGAUGGUGAAGCAUCUGAGAAGUCAUGAAGGAGAGUUGGAUAGCUCACAAAAAGUUGCUUGUACUCUUUGCUAUAACUUCUUCUCUAAGUCUGAGUUGGAUAAUCAUUACAGAGAAUGUCAUGGUGAACAACCAGAAUUUAUCGAGAGUGACGUACUCUAUUUUACGAACUCUGUACACCGCCAGCAAGGAUUAAUAAAUACAUACACACAGGCUUUGAAAAGAAAUUUGUUAGCUGAUAAGCGUUGUAUACCUGCUGACCUGUUCAGGGGAUAUCCCACCAAAAGAAGCAAUGAGAAUUUUCGUACUUUGUGA
Messenger RNA from Cylicocyclus nassatus, 1180 nucleotides. The record is from the annotation of a GenBank genome assembly. NCBI's taxonomy places the organism in Eukaryota, Metazoa, Nematoda, Chromadorea, Rhabditida, Strongylidae.